This is a messenger RNA of Penicillium brevicompactum, 594 nucleotides long. Its product is annotated as triglyceride lipase. The transcript is spliced from 3 exons. Bases 1 to 594 code for a protein of 197 amino acids. NCBI's taxonomy places the organism in Eukaryota, Fungi, Ascomycota, Eurotiomycetes, Eurotiales, Aspergillaceae. The record is from RefSeq and is a predicted model, not a curated record.
AUGAAAGUUGCGAUUGCCAUAUCAGGCACACUCAAAAGAAAGACUAUAGCAUAUCCCAGAUGCUCUUUGUUUGCGUAUGAUGCUGAAGGCAGGGGCUAUCAUGCGACCCCAUACAGGUCAAGACCCAGUCUUGAACCUCGACUAGAAGACCACGGCAGAGUAAUUCACGACGAAUACUCAAUCGUACGCGACAAAUAUGACAUGGAGCAGCUUACUGACUUUCAUACAGACGUCCCGAAACACCCAAUCGUUCUCGCCCAUGGGUUACUCGGAUUCGAUGAAUUACGGCUUGGUGGCCCUUAUCUCCCAGGUGUCCAGUACUGGCGUGGGAUUAGAGAAGCUCUGACUGCGCGAGGCAUUGAAGUGAUCACAGCUACAGUUCCUCCCUCGGGCUCCAUUGAGGACCGAGCGAAAGAACUAGCUCGAGAUAUCGAGGCAGGUGCAAGAGGAAAGGAUGUUAAUAUUAUCGCGUAUGUUGCUGUUGUCUUUUCAAACGUUCUCACUCGUUCUAACUUACUUGCAGGCAUAGCAUGGGGUAAGUUAGCAUUCCAAAAGAUUCUUCGGCGCGAGCUAAUAAGGAUCAAGUGGCCUUGA